Striga asiatica is the source of this 1433-nucleotide messenger RNA. NCBI's taxonomy places the organism in Eukaryota, Viridiplantae, Streptophyta, Magnoliopsida, Lamiales, Orobanchaceae. The record is from the annotation of a GenBank genome assembly.
GGCCCAAUAGAAACCCAAUCCUAAAUCACAUCGAAUCAUAGCUCUCAGUUUUUUUAACUCGAGCUGCGUCUCCGAUCUUGCGCUUCUCUUUUGAAACCCUCACUCUCUCUACAUAUAAUAGUAAACGUUGUCGUCGCCGGUGGUCGCUGCUUGUCGGCGAUCAUAGCUAUCUGUUUGACUUGAACUUCUUUCAUUACAAAAGUAAAAGCUAUGGCUAACGGUCCGGCUCCAUUUUCAGAUAUUGGCAGGCGUGCUAGAGAUCUCUUGACCAAAGACUACAAUUAUGAUCAAAAGUUCUCCCUCUCCGUUCCAAGCUCCAACGGAAUGGGACUUACUGCUACUGGAGUGAAAAGGGAUCAAAUAUUUGUUGGUGACAUAAGUACCCAGUACAGAAGUGGAAAAGCUACUGUGGAUGUUAAAGUUGAUACCUACUCUAAUGUUUCUACCAAGGUAACAUAUGAUUUGGUGCCAAGCACAAAAGCAGCAAUUAGCUUCAGUGUUCCUGAUCACAAAUCCAGCAAGCUGGAUGUGCAUUAUCUUCACCAUCAUGCAGUCAUCAAUUCCAGUAUUGGACUGUACCCUAGUCCUCUUCUGGAGGUUGCUGCUGCAGUUGGAUCCAAGGACAUAGCCAUUGGUGGUGAAAUCGGAUUUGACACCUCAUCCUCCUCUUUUACCAAAUGCAAUGCUGGAGUAAGCUUCAACAAGCCUGACUUUUCUGCAGCCCUUAUACUGACGGACAAGGGACAGACAGUGAAGGCUUCUUAUGUGCAUUUGGUCAACCCUUUUACGGGGACUGAGGUGGCUGCUGAGAUGACCCACAGGUUAUCAAGUUUUGAGAACAGCUUCAGUAUUGGGAGUGCCCACAAAAUCGAUCCCUUCACCUCGGUCAAAACAAGAUUUUCUGACAAUGGCAGAGUUGCUAUUUUGGGGCAGCGCGAAUGGAGGCCAAAAUCAUUUGCAACUUUUUCAAUGGAGUACGACACCAAGGCAGUCAACGUGGCCCCAAAGUUUGGUCUUUCCAUUGCUCUCAAGCCCUGAAAUUUGCUGACUUUUCGUGUGGGCUUUUUGAUUUUCAUGGAUUUUGUUAUGAACUUUGGUACGGAUGAUUCUUUUCACUGCCCAGGUGGUUUCGAACGUCUCCUUCCUUCAUGUGUGGGAGAUCGAGUCCUGGUUUUGACAGUUAAUAUGUUGACAAUGUUGGGAGAAUUUGUCUAGGAGAAAAAUGCGAAUUUGUUGUAUAUUUGGCGCCAACAAGGCAAUAAUUACAAGUUUUACGAUGAAUAAUUUUGUCUGCUUUUGGCUGCUAAUUUUAUCAGUUUUGAGUUCGGUCACUUAAACUUGCAUCUUCGUACACAAAUAUUAGUAUUUCACGAAUACUCAGAUACUUGUUACUAUUUACUACCUCGAAGCCACACAUAGCAAUUUCAACAAUG